AGGGCUUUUAAAAGAACGAAAACUAGAAAUGCUUGUGGACCCAGAUCUAGAACGUGAUUACAUCGAUUCGGAAGUGGAACAGUUGAUUCAGGUGGCAUUGUUGUGCACGCAAGGGUCGCCAAUGGACCGGCCAAAAAUGUGCGAUGUGGUGAGAAUGUUGGAAGGUGACGGGCUGGAUGAACGAUGGGAUGAGUGGCAAAAAGUGGAAGUUAACCGCCAAGAAAUCGAUCUUGCACCACACCCGAAUUCGGAUUGGAUUCUUGAUUCUACUGAGAAUCUGCAUGCGGUUGAGUUAUAGGGACCGAGGUAAACGUAUAAAGUUUAUGGUGUUGGUUGAAUUUGUGAAUAUUUGAGUUUGUAUUAAUGGGCUAUGAUAACGUUGAUGAUGAGUUAUAUGUCAGGUAGAGGUGCACAAACAGGUUCGGGUUCGGUCAAACCUGGUCAACAUUGGGUUUUGGCUCAAACCGGUUGAAAAGGGGAAAAAGGAUCGGUUUGGUUUGAAACGGUUUAUAACCGGUUCAGUUUGGUUUUAACACGUUUCAACGGAGUUUUCAAACCCAUUUCAACCCUA
Molecule: messenger RNA, 571 nt
Organism: Helianthus annuus (common sunflower)
Lineage: Eukaryota; Viridiplantae; Streptophyta; Magnoliopsida; Asterales; Asteraceae
Product: somatic embryogenesis receptor kinase 1-like
Exons: 1
Coding region: 29-298 (89 amino acids)
Source: RefSeq, a predicted model, not a curated record